Messenger RNA from Zootoca vivipara (common lizard), 1431 nucleotides. It is a transcript of the gene PTGR1, whose product is annotated as prostaglandin reductase 1. The record is from RefSeq and is a predicted model, not a curated record. Gene Ontology annotation, molecular function: 2-alkenal reductase [NAD(P)H] activity; 15-oxoprostaglandin 13-reductase [NAD(P)+] activity. Gene Ontology annotation, biological process: prostaglandin metabolic process. NCBI's taxonomy places the organism in Eukaryota, Metazoa, Chordata, Lepidosauria, Squamata, Lacertidae. Gene Ontology annotation, cellular component: cytoplasm.
UCUCUAACUUCUACAUUAUAUUUGGGCCUUUCACAUGAUGUAAAAAAUCCGCUUCCAGAAAGAUAGCAGGAUCUAGAGCAAGGAUUAGCGCUCGUUUCUGUGCUAUUGCUUCAAAAAGCACCCAUUUGCAACCGACACAGAAAGGCGUGCUAACUUUGUUCCAGAUUCUGCUAUCUUUCUGGAAGUGGAUUUUGCAUCAUGUGAAAGCUCAAGUAUAAUGCGGAAAUUAACUGUUAAAAAUGCAACGCUUUCAUCAAAAGGAAAGGAGAGAGCGGGUUGCAGGAAGAUGUUAAUUGGGCUAUGCUAGGAUUGCAAGGAGGACACCCACCAGCCUGUUGUUCAAGGAGCCGGUUAAGAAAAUAAAUCGUAGAAGACGUGAAGAUGGUGCGUGCGAAGAUUUGGAUCUUGAAGAAGCACUUUGAGGGAUUUCCUAAGCACAGUGAUUUUGAACUGAAAGAGGUGGAACUACCGGCACUGAAGGAUGGAGAGGUGCUGCUCGAAUCUGUGUUCCUCAGUAUUGACCCAUAUAUGAGACCAUACAGCAGGCUACAUCUGAAGGAAGGGGAUACCAUGAUGGGAUCCCAAGUUGCAAAGGUUCUGGAAAGCAAGUGCCCCACCUACCCUGUGGGGUCCUUCGUCAUAGCGAAUUCAGGCUGGACAACUCACUUCAUCUCCACGAGCAAAGGGCUGACGCUCAUGCUGCCUGGCUGGCCGGAAAAGCUGCCCCGAUCUCUGGCUCUCGGAGCUAUUGGCAUGCCCGGGCUCACUGCCUACUUUGGGCUGCUUGAGAUCUGCCGAACGAAACCAGGAGAUACUGUCCUGAUCAACGCUGCAGCUGGGGCUGUGGGGAGUGUGGCCGGGCAGAUUGCAAAAAUAAAGGGUUGCAAAGUGGUUGGCUGUGCAGGUUCGGACAAGAAAGUGGCCUUCCUCAAAGAACUUGGCUUUGAUGAAGCCUUCAACUAUAAGACGGUGGGGUCUCUGGAAGAGGCCUUGAAGAAAGCUUCGCCCAACGGCUACGAUUGCUACUUUGACAACGUCGGAGGCGAGUUUUCAACUGUUGCCCUGGGCCAGAUGAAGAAAUUUGGGAGAAUUGCUGUGUGUGGCGCCAUCUCCUUGUACAAUGAUACAGUGCCCCAAAAAGGACCUUAUGUGCAACUUACUAUGAUCCUAAACCAGCUGUGCAUGGAAGGGUUUGUCGUCCAGCGCUGGGCAGACAGGAAAGAGGAAGGUCUGACAGCACUGUUGAAAUGGGUUGCAGAGGGGGAAAUUAAGUGCCAAGAACAUGUCACCCAGGGCUUUGAAAAUAUGCCGGCAGCAUUUAUGGGAAUGCUCAAAGGAGAAAACACCGGGAAGGCAGUCCUAAAAGUUUGACGGGCACGUGGCUUACUCUGGCAAGACGUUCGGCAGAAUAAAUCACUACCCCCUCUUUUA